UGACAUUGAUUGAUAUAUAAAUUCAGAAUUGUCCCUGAGAUAAGUCAAAGUCACUACCUACUCAUAUCAAAAUCCCAUUCUAUCUUUCUCCUUUAAGCAAGCCUUUCAGCUCACCCACAAACAUCAUGUCAUCUCAUCAAACUUCCAAAAUCUUCGUCAUCGGAGGCACAGGAGCUCAAGGAAUACCUGUCGUCAAGGCUCUUGUCGCCGACAAGAAAUAUCAAGUUCGGGUUUUAACCCGUGAUACAACAUCCGCUCGAGCUCAAGAACUCCUCGCCUUAGGUAACGUUGAACUAUUCGAAGGUACCUUUGCCGAUGAAGAUGUUCUUCGUGCAGGAUACAGAGGCUGUGAUGGAGCAUUUGUCAACAUUGAUGGUUUCAAUUCUGGUGAAAAAACUGAAAUGUUUUGGACUAUUCGUUCUUAUGAAUUUGCUAUUCAAGAAGGAAUCAAAUUUUUCGUCUAUGGAAACUUGGAUUACGCAUUGAAGAAGAGUGGAUGGCAAGAAAAGUAUCAUGGUGGUCAUUAUGAUGGAAAGGGAAGAAUUGGUGAAUGGAUUUUAUGGCAAAAUCAAAGUAACCCUAAUGGAAUGGGAGCGGCAUUAUUUACCACAUGUCCAUAUAUCGAAAUGUCCAUCACAACCGGGACAGUUAUGACGCCUUCUGUAGAGAAUGGUGUCCUGACGUGGAGAGUCCCAAUAGGAGAGGGUGCUGUUCCCCACGUUUAUUUGGAAGAUUGUGGAUUUUAUGUUCGAUGGUUAUUUGAUCAUCCUGAACGUAGUAAUGGGAUGAAUCUCGAAGUUGCUAUUGCCGAUAUAACGUAUGCUGAAAUGGCAACAGCAUUCGAAAAGGUUACAGGUCAUCCUGCUCAAUAUAUUCAUACGGAUUUCGACACAUACUUCGAGCGAUUCGGACCAUUAGCUGACUCGCCGGCUGGAUUCAAUGCGGAUCCGAAAGAUAAGGCAACAAUGACUUUUAGAAGAAAUUUCACGGGUUGGUGGAGUUUAUGGAGAGAUAGAGUGGUGACGAGGGAUUAUAAGUUGUUGGAUGAGAUUCAUCCGGGAAGAAUUAGAAGUGCGGAAGGGUUCUUUAGGAGAGAGGAUGAGAGGUUGAAGAAGGAAUCUGAUGGAAAGAUUGGGUUGUGGGAAAGUGUUCAACCCGGGUAUGAGAGACAUAGUCUGAAACUGACCGAAGAUGGAAGACAGGGGAAACUUUGAGUUGAAGUAGAUGUUGGACAAGGAAAUUCUUGCGCUGGAUCCGAAGCUGUUUUGAUUGUCUGCCAAACUCCAGAUUGACAGCGGAUUUUGAGGUUUUGACAAUUUUUCCUUUUUGGGAAAAGAGCAAUUUGUGGAAAACCAACUAUUCACUUCUUUCAUUAACAUCCAUUCAUUGCCUUGGUACUUAAACCUCAAUCAUUUCAAAUUUAUCCAUAUCUCU
Sclerotinia trifoliorum is the source of this 1434-nucleotide messenger RNA. The record is from the annotation of a GenBank genome assembly. Lineage: Eukaryota; Fungi; Ascomycota; Leotiomycetes; Helotiales; Sclerotiniaceae.